CUCUCUCUGUACUACAAACCUUGAACAAGUAUGGAGAUCAUACAACUCUGUCUCACCACCUUGAUUGGUUGGUUGCUGAAAUUUCAAAUUCCAUGUGACCGAAGGAAAAAGGGAAAUCAGAUCAGGGUCACUUAGCAAAUACUUGAUUUGAUCAUCACUGGACGGUGCAUGUCUAGGCAAUGAUUCAUCAUCUGCAGCCACUUAGCAAGCAGAAAUAGGAUUGCAUGUUGACUGAAGAGCCACAUAGCUAGAGAAAGCUGUGCUGUGCCUGAGUAGACUAAUCGCAGACCAUGAAGGGCUUAUGACGUGUAAUUAAGGAACUAAGGACCCACACGUAGAGAAUAAAGUAAAAAAAUUACAUGAGAAGAAACACAGAAACCAGGAGCCAUCUUCUUCGAGUGUGUCCAAGUCAAACGUGGGGCAGCCAUGAGCCGUGCAUGCAACAGAAAAUCUAUGAGAAAAGUGGGAUGGGCCGGCCGCAGGUUCUCUCGACCGACUUGUCCUUCCAAUGGCGCGCCAGAGUCAUGGCUUACCGCUUACCCACACGUGCUAUCUCAACUCAAUAUUAGUAUCCAAUGAAUGAAUAAAUUCUCUUGAAUCCUCAUCUUACACGUAUUAAGUCAUCUGUUCAUCCCACCUCUCUCUUUAUUAAUUCCUCUCCUAUAAAGAUCCCCAGAAUCCACCCUACUCUUCACCAACACUUUUCCACUUGUUCCCUCUGCCUUUGCUCCAACUAUGCAACCUUCUCAGCUCUUCUUUAACAACCCAAAUAGUCCCAUAUGUGAAAUUGAACCGAAAAUGUGGGCACCCAUGAAGAAAAACUCGGCAAAAUCUCCGUCUUUUACAUGUAAAAUUCAUGUUAGGCCAUCGAGGAAGACGCCCCCCAUCCCUACAACACCCAUGCCGAGGCCUGAGCCAAAGCCACUGAUCCAACCUCAACCUUCAGCUCCGCCCAAGCCCGUGCCUAGACAGCCCUCCGAGCGAAACCCACUUCAGAAAUUGGCAGCGGCAGUGUUGGACAAGGUGGAGGCCUCCAUAAUAGAGGAACAUAUGGAGAAGAAGCAUCCGCUACCACGGGCGGUGGACCCAGCCAUUCAAAUAGUUGGGAAUUUUGCUCCAGUGAAGGAGUCGCCUGUUCAGCAUGGGCUCAAGGUAGCCGGUCGAAUCCCCGCAGACCUCCGUGGUGGGGUUUACGUGCGGAAUGGAGCAAACCCCAUGUUUGCUCCGACCGGAGGACACCACCUGUUUGACGGAGAUGGCAUGAUCCAUGCCGUGUCGUUGGACUCUGCUGACAGAGCUAUCUACAGUGGCCGGUUGACGCGCACAAGCCGACUUGUGCAAGAAGCGGCAAUGGGGAGGCCCUACUUCCCAAAAGCAAUUGGAGAGCUGCAUGGCCACUCGGGUAUUGCUCGACUGGUGCUCUUCUGUGCGCGCUCCAUGGCUGGCUUAAUCGACGCAAGCCAAGGCAUCGGAGUGGCCAAUGCUGGGCUUGUUUACUUCAAUGGCCGACUGCUUGCCAUGUCCGAGGACGACCUCCCCUAUCAUGUCAAGAUCACGGUUGACGGUGACCUCGAAACAGUUGGGCGGUACGACUUUUGUGGGCAGCUCCGAUCACCGAUGAUCGCACACCCCAAAGUGGACCCAGCGACGGGUGAGCUUUUCACCCUGAGCUACGACGUGGUCAGGAAGCCUUAUCUCAAGUUCUUCAAAUUUGACGCGCGCGGUAGAAAGUCCCCCGACGUUGCCAUCUCCCUCCAACAACCAACCAUGAUCCACGACUUCGCUAUAACUGAGAAUUCCGUCAUCAUCCCUGAUCAUCAAGUCGUUUUCAAGCUCUCCGAGAUGGUUCGCGGCGGAUCGCCGGUUGUCUAUGACCAAAAGAAAACUUCCCGAUUCGGAGUCUUGCCGAGAUAUGACGUAGACGAGUCCAGAAUUCAAUGGAUUGAUGUGCCCAACUGUUUCUGCUUCCACUUAUGGAACGCGUGGGAAGAGAACUCCAGCAACGGUGACAAAUUAAUCAAGGUCAUCGGAUCCUGCAUGACUCCUCCAGACUCUGUAUUUGCGGACCGGAACGAGCCGCUUCGCAGCGUCUUAUCAGAAAUUCAGCUAAACUUGACAACCGGUGUGUCCAGUCGUCGGGAAAUUGUGUCGGGAUUGAAUUUAGAAGCAGGGCAAGUUAACAAGAAACUGCUUGGCCGGAAGACCCAAUACGCUUACCUCGCAAUUGCCGAGCCGUGGCCGAAAUGCUCAGGUUUUGCCAAGGUCGAUUUGGAGACUGGAGAGGUAAAGCAGUUUGUUUAUGGUGAUGGGAGGUUCGGCGGAGAGCCGUGUUUCGUGCCUGCUGGGCGCCAUUCUUUAGAUUUAUCAGCUGGUAGUAAUGAAGAUGAUGGGUAUGUCAUGAGCUUUGUCAGGGAUGAGAAGACUGAGACAUCCGAGCUGGUGGUGGUGAAUGCUUCGACCAUGAAUCAAGAAGCUUCAGUAAAGCUUCCUUCAAGGGUGCCCUACGGCCUCCAUGGUACUUUUGUUAGUUCUGAAGAUCUAAAAGCUCAAGCUUUUGGUUUUAAAUGAUAAACCGUUUUUUUUUUCCUACUUUUCUUUUUCGUUUCUGUUGAUUUCUCCCUUGAAGGGUACAAACAACCUACAUAUACAAAAACCUGUAUAUUCUAAAUGUGAAAAAUUAAUAUUUGUAAAAGG
This is a messenger RNA of Nelumbo nucifera (sacred lotus), 2694 nucleotides long. Its product is annotated as 9-cis-epoxycarotenoid dioxygenase NCED6, chloroplastic-like. Gene Ontology annotation, cellular component: chloroplast stroma. Lineage: Eukaryota; Viridiplantae; Streptophyta; Magnoliopsida; Proteales; Nelumbonaceae. Gene Ontology annotation, molecular function: carotenoid dioxygenase activity. Gene Ontology annotation, biological process: carotene catabolic process. The record is from RefSeq and is a predicted model, not a curated record.